AUGCAAAUGAAAGGGGGUGCAAAGGGAGUGGGCGUGGCCUUUGGAAUGGAUGUGGGUGUGUCACGCGGGGUGGGUGUGGCUAAUGCACCCAGUGUUCCCGGUGCUCCCAGUGCUCCAAGUGCUCCCAGUGCUUCUGGUGCCCCUGGUGCCCCCAGUGCUCCUGGUGCUCCUGAUUCUCCCGGUGUUCCCAGUGCUCCCAGUGUUCCCAGUGCCCCCAGUGCUCUCAGUGCUCCUGGUGCUCCUACUGUCCCCAGUGCUCCCUGUGCCCCCGGUGCUCCCAAU
Tinamus guttatus (white-throated tinamou) is the source of this 282-nucleotide messenger RNA. The record is from RefSeq and is a predicted model, not a curated record. Lineage: Eukaryota; Metazoa; Chordata; Aves; Tinamiformes; Tinamidae.